Molecule: messenger RNA, 3975 nt
Organism: Amoebophrya sp. A25
Lineage: Eukaryota; Dinophyceae; Syndiniales; Amoebophryaceae
Source: the annotation of a GenBank genome assembly
CACUCACUGCCGCUGCCGCAACAGGGCAGUAUCGAAAAGGCCACAAGUUGUAUUAGUAGGCGUUGACGAGUAGAGGUCACUGACUAAUUGUAAUUACUUAAACCGCAACAUGGACUUGGACAUCUUCCUGUGCUUAUAGAAAUAGAACUAGAAGGCACCAAUUAGAUAAGUAAGUAGGUAGGAACAGUUUGCAAACAGUUUCAAUUCUGCUUUCCUUCAUAUGUGCGCGAGUUACAACUCAUUCCCAAAUCAAGGUCUACUAUAGACGGUGACAAAAGUCAUAGUCAAAGAGAUCAGAGAUUCCUCAUCUAAGUAAAGGAGAGAAGAGAGACGCAUCAGCUUCAGCUGCUGUCGCUCACAUAAUUUCCGAGAAGGGUCAUAAAAUCGUACCUUUAUUUCUCAUUUUUCAAGAGGUCAGGGUCAAGGUCAAGGUGAAUCCAUAGUCUCAUUUACAACUAAAAGAGUAAGAGAGAUCAAGAUGUUGGGUGAUCUCAAUGCACAGGUGGAAAAGCUGAAGGCGCAAUUGCGCCUCUUGCGUUUUCCUAUUAAGGAUUUCAUGGAAAACGGAGUGAUGACGGGCAAACCGAUCGCGCUUCUGCCAAUCCUCCACUACAUUUUCUUUAGCUUCAGCAAACCGUUUGCCACAUUCGUGCGAGAGCGUGGGUAAUGCGUCUAUUUCUACUUCUACUGCCUCGUAGAGUUCUUGUAUUCUUUCUCUCUCUCUCGCGAGUUGUACGACUACAACAAGAUUAUCUUCUUCUCCGUGAUUCAUCAGAAGAUAACCUUCACCAGAUGAACCAGGAUGAUUGCGCAAGAAGAUGUAUGCUGACACCUUGUUCCCCUUGAGGAGCAACUACAACGAGGAGGAACAGGAACCAGAUUUUGAUUAUAGUCGUGCAUGAUCUUUCUACUUAUGCAAACAUCACAUCAUUCAUCCAGGUAUGAACUGUACGCCAAGUCUGAUCUCAGAUUUGUCGAAGAGUGUUACAAAGUGCUGCGGAAAGAGAUGCAUUACCGCCCUACGCUUUCGACCCAACAGUUUUUCUCGAAUGGGUUCGUGGAGCGAAAGGUACAACUAUGCUUUUACCCCUCGGGCGGGCGCUCCCUUGUAGUGCUGCAUAAGUAGUUGUCAUUGUGCCAAUGGAGUUAUCUGUGGCCCCUGUUCUCGUCUUCUGGUUUCAUCUGAUUCAUUUUUCGAAAUGAGCAAACCCUAACCCAAACUUUCAUCUCGAAAAUAAAAUUUAUUACGAGCACGAUCAACGGACCUGUGAGGACCUGGUGCUUUGCAUAUUAUUCAGGUGAUGCUUUUGCAGGACAUAAUUCGUGUUGUGCGUAGAUGGCACAACGAGACCGUGGGGCAGCGUGAUGUCCUCGGUGGUAGCACUGCUAGUGCAUUAUCCGGUCGAAGUGGCUCUACACUGCGAAGUGGUGGGAGGACUGAAAGCGCCAAGGUAAACAAAGUCGUGGCCGGAAACAGUAGCGUGGUAAGCCAUCUAGGAGCCGAGCCCAGCCUAGCAGAAAUGAUGCUGCGAAAACGCAGUGGCUCGGAGGGCGCUGCAGGUGGCAGUGCAGGUCGCCCAGUUGUCGCAUCACAGGAACACCACAUCGUUGAUACGAGUAACAUGAACGUGACGGUGACAGCGCAUGACGACAUGCAUUUUUCUACUAUUCGUGCAGCGCGAAAAACAAGUUCGCUGGCUGACUAUGACGUAGCACCAGCGAAAGUGUUCAGGGAUUUCGUCCUAGAUGCAGCCGGCUCAGUAGAACAGGAAUCGCCAGCAUUGUCCGAUGCCCUCUUUUCAGGUGAUGCACAACGGCUCAACACUGCUGAGCAGUUCUGUCAAGAAGAACACGCUGUCAACGUUAAGUCUUAGUCUGAAGCGAUCACUUAUAGAUACAUAGUUGUAGCGACGCGCACUCACACACACAAAAACAGGCACUUGUCUCAUCAAACAGGUAUUCCAUCAUUGGAUUUCUUAUUCGUGCUUGAUGAAGUGGUAGUGGUAGUGGAAGUGGUAGCAAAAAGAUGAAAUCAGUUCGUGCUUCUAAUAUCAACAGUCUGACACCAGCAGCAGGAGCUAAGCGGACGACUCCUUCUCGAGGAGGGACUGCUGUAGGCUUCUCAAUGGAACUUGACCAUACGAUGCCGCCUCCACAACCCAUGAGCCUGGACGUCCAGCGUAAUCCAUGGGAUCUGCAAACCAGGACGUCCGGAGCAGCUGCAGACCUGCUCUCUCCAGCUGCUGUGACGAGUAGCCGAAAUGUUGCCAAAAAUCGGAGUCGUGAAGAAGCGCCUUUUGUAGUAAGUGGUGCUAGAAGCGAUGGUGGGCUUGCGAGGAACAACCUGUCUUCACCACAAGAGAGUGCAGCGGGUGCGGUUUCUUUUUCGAGCUUCAAUCAUUUUGUAAGUUCUGUGGAACAACGGAUGAGCGAGAUGCAACAAACCAUGGAGUCACUGGCUGCGCGUCUCACGAUCUUGGAAAUGGAGAGAAAGCUGGACCAAGCACGUGGUAGUACGUCUGGACCAGCUACUUCUUCAUCAUCGACUACAGGUCUCCAACAUCAAUCGCAGUCUGCUGCUGCUGCUGCUGCAGUGCCAAACAAAUCCGAUCAACCUUCAUGUUCUAUGACCGCGACAGCAGGUGGAGGAAGCGCGACGUCUUCAACUCCAUCGCGGGGUCCCUUCACGGUCCAGUGGACAUCGUCUACUCCUUCAGCAUCCUCCAGCAGUUUCAUUCGGGCUGGUGUGAACGCCGCUCCAACUUCUACUACGACUGGUGAACCCGCCAGUGACCAACUUUCAAGUAAAAGCGCAAUGUUCGAGUUCGACCAUCAAAGGAUACUAGGUCUAGGUGCGACUAAAGCCGACACGAAGUCAACAAUGGCACCCAGCUAUGACACGAAAAAGUGUACUCAUAUUCAAGAGAGCAGGGAGGACUUUCCUAGUUAGAAAGUACCCCUUCCGUUGAGGAUGAGUAAAUUUUUUCCUUUCAUACCAGCCCAGACGAUCCAUUCGGCGCAGACGCUGAUAAUUUCCUCUCACAAGCACGAUACGACCCAACACCUACAGCAUCCGUCUUCACACCGAGUAGUGUUGUGUACGCCCGAACAAAAUCCACUCCUGCUACCUUUAGUGGUAGUUGCGGUGCAAGUAGAUGUACCACGAACAAUCAUGGUCAUGCCAUCGGAACAAAUAAGUUUGCAACCGGCAAUAUCGGCAGUGCUGGAGGUGGAGUCACAGAUUCAAUCGAGGUUUCGAUUCCUUCUGCAGAAGAAACGCAAAAACUCAUUGUAAAUCUGACGGAGAAGUUCCGAGACACGCAGGCCCUCCUCGAGAAGGCAAAGGCACAGACAAGGCGACGAACUGCGUCGCAUACCGCCACUUCAACCAGUGACGCAAUGGCUUCUGGAGUCGCUUGAUGAUGAUCAUGAUCAUGAUGAAGGUUGGACAUCAAUAUUAUUGGCGAAUUCCUUAUCCUUGACGAAGUUUCGUCCACGACGAGCAUGGCGCACAGGUCGUGCUGGGAGUCGUGCUGGGUGUACUUCUACUUAUGUUGACGUAAACUACAUUGAUGAGGAUGAUCCACCUUGAAUGAUAACUUUCAUGCUCAUGGUGAUGCUCUUCAAAACAAGAAAUCGUUGUUGCCGAAAAUUUGAACUUUUUUUCUAAAGAUUCACUUACACUUUCUUGUUAAUGUUUGUUACAGAAACAGAUGAACAUCAACAAGAAUACGAAUACCCAUAAACAAGUUGGAAGAAGUGUGGGGCAUUAUAUCUUCUUCACAUUUAGCCGACGGCAGAUUGGUGUGGCCAAAGUGCCACCAGUACCAGGGAAGAUCGUAAACUAACAAUGAACUCGAACUCGUUCAAACGCAAAAUAUAAAAUCGUAAUGGUUUCAUGGUAGCUUGUGACACGCGUAUCGCUAUCGUGGACUGAUGUUGUUCUAAAGAUGAAAAGAUAGUGUUAUAAUAUCC